UGGUGCGUAAAAAGUGGGCGUGCCCGAACACAGGGAACGGAAACAGACGUGUGCGUGUGUGUGUGUUUGUGGGUGUGAGUGUGUGUGUGUGAAGCUGUGACGCUCAACAGAAACGCCAGAGCUGCACAAUAUGACCGAGAGGACGCGUGUCAAGGUGCGUGGAUGAUACCUGAGGAUUCCUCCUGCAGGAAGGAUCCUCACUUGGACUUUGGCACUGAAGAGGUCAGAGCGCUACGUCUUCUAAAGCUCGGCCUGAUGUGGCAGAUCUGAAAAAAACAGAGCGCCAUGUCGGAGCCUCCGGAUCCCAGCCAGGAGAUAGUGGAGUGGCUGUCCACCCUCCGUCUAUCCCAGUACAUCCCCUGCUUCCAAGAGGCAGGAUACCAGUUUCUGGAAGACUGCGAGGACCUCACAGACGAGGACCUCCUGGAGCUUGACGUCCUUCCAACGGGACAUCGCAGGCGCAUCCUCCGCAGUUUGGAAGCGCUAGGGGUGAACGCUCCUAGUGGUGGAUGGGAUGAAGAAGAAGAAGAGGAAGAGGAGGAAGGUGUACAGAAUGGGAGGCGCAGGAGGAAGCCAGUGCCACAUCCCAGACACAUCUUCCUAAAGGACAAGAAGAGGGGACAGUCGUGUCAGCACAAUCCGCCAAAGGACAAGUGGCAGUAUGAGACUGAGGGGAGUCAGACUCUACCUCCAGGAGCAGGACUGGGAAUAGAAACUGGGGACAGGAACCUCCCAGUACCUCAACCUGCCCCACGCCAUCCCCACAACAUCCAAACAUCCAAAUCUGCACCUUCCCUCAUCCCUCCUUCAGUGUCCUCCUCCUCCUCCAGCAGCAGCAGCGAGUCUCUCUGCUUUUCAGGAAUGCCCUCAGACUGGGAGGUUCAACCCGAGGACCCUCCUGAUGAUAACCCCCACCCAGUGACGACUGAACACCAGGGGGGGUUUCAGGGGGAAAUGGUGGAGAACUCCAUCUAUGAGACGCAGUCCAGUUUUAAGAAUCGUGCCGGUCCGCGGCCGACUCGCUCCUACAGGCUGAGGCACCGGCCCGUUCCCAAGAUCCCGAUUCAGACCAUCCUGCCAUUUCAGGACAAGAGCACAGCACCGGCGCAAACAACCAGCCCCGAACACGUCACCGGCUCCGAAGGUCCCCCCGGUGCAAACGGCACACAGAGAGCUUCACUUCCAAAGUCCUUGACGCCCAUCGCUCCCUAUGGAGAGACGUUCCUGUACAACAACCCCGAGAGCGCUGAGGGCCAAGCCGCUAAAGAAGGGCUGCAGCAGGGCUUUAAGGAGAAGAUGAAGCAGAGGAAGCUGAGAAAAAAGCCACCUAGGCAGGAGUCAAAGGAAAACGACUCCUCACCAGCAGCCAAAGAACCGGACCCUUUCAAAGACGAGUAUUCAACAGUGGACGAGUGUGCCGGCAUUUUGCCCCGAGCCGCUUCGGACAAAUGUUUCGCCCUGAACCCUGAUGGUCCUGCUCCUGGUCCGGCUGCCACCACUGGGCCCAAGGACGGCUCCAUGAUCAUGGUGGAGUGUGACCUCUACCAGGAGUCUGCGGAGGCUCUGGGGGGCGUCGCCAGGGAUGCCUUGCCCGACAUCUCCCCCUACGCCUGCUUCUACGGAGCGCCCAAACGCCAGGUGCUCAAAGUGGGAUGGCUGGACAAGCUGUCGCCUCAAGGAAAGUGUGUUUUUCAAAGGAGGUGGAUGCGGUUCGACGGCGAGAGUCUGGCCUACUACAACAACGACAAGGAGAUGUACUCCAAAGGGAUGAUCCUGGCCAGUGCCAUCAGACAGAUCCGAGGACUGGGCGACAAUAAGUUUGAGGUCGUCACCGCCCUUCGGACCUUCACGUUCAGGGCGGAGAGAGAAGGGGAGCGCCAGGAGUGGAUGGAAACUCUUCAGUCGGCCACGCAACCCCCCGCCUCCGGCUCCCAGAAGCCCCCCGACAGCCUCCUCCACCCCUCCUCCACAAACAAGCGAGGCCUGCUGGAGCUCCGCGGUUACAAAGGCAGAGUGCUGGUGUCCCUGGCGGGGAGUAAAGUCAGGCUCUGCAAAACAGAACAGGACUACAGAGCGGGACUGGCGAUCGCUCAGGUGGAACUCACUGCUGCCAAUAUCCGAGACGUGGACCGCAGAGGCUUCGAACUCAACACGCCCUUCAAGAACUUCUGCUUCACGGCCGAGUCAGAGUGGGAGAAGGAGGAGUGGAUUGAAGCGGUCCAGGAAUCGAUCGCCGAGACGCUCUCCGACUACGAAGUGGCCGAGAAGAUCUGGUUCGACGAGGCCAACAGGAGCUGCGCCGACUGCCGCGCCCCCCGGCCCGAGUGGGCGUCGGUCAAUCUGGGCGUGGUCAUCUGUAAGAAAUGUGCAGGACAGCACCGCUCCCUCGGCCCCAGCAUCUCCAAGGUGCGGAGUUUGAAGCUGGACAGCAGCAUCUGGAGCAACGAGCUCGUGGAGCUCUUCCUGGCCGUGGGGAACAAGAAUGCCAACAGUUUCUGGGCCGCUAACCUUCCCAUGGAGGAGGAGCUGUACGGCGGCGCCUCGGCGGAGCAGCGGGCCUCGUUCGUCCGCAGGAAGUACAGGGAGAGGAAGUACCGCAAGGUCCUGGAGGGCUUUCAGGACCUGGAGCAGCUCAACCAGGCGCUGUGUGCAGCUGUGGUGUCGCCCGACGUGCUGCAGACGAUGGCGCUGGUCUUCAGCGGGGCGGAUGUCAUGUGCGCCACCGGAGACCCGACCUACUCCACCCCCUAUCUCCUGGCUCAGCGUACCGGGCAGAAGCUGCAGAUGGAGUUCCUGCACCAGAACAAACUGUCUGAUUUCCCCCGACUCGAGCAGUGGUCGGAGGAUCCCUCGCUGUCGGACGUCUCCCUCUUCAUGGAUGGCUUCCUCUACAUCUCCUCUGGCCCCGCCAAGUCCACGCUGGACCGCCGCAGACGAGACGGGCCGUGUUUACCAUGGAGCUGUACCUGCAGACGGAGAGGGUCCUGACUGUCGGCGCCGAGACGCAGGAGACGCAGCACGACUGGACCCAGGCGCUGACAAAGUGCUUCGUCCCAUCUAAAGUGGAGGGCCUGGUGCAGAGGGACAGCGAGCUGAUCGGCCGGCUCUACUACAAGGAGGGCCACGACCUGUACUACUGGAGGAAGGGCUGGUUCAUGCUGGAGGGAUCGGCCCUGCACUUCAGCUCGGGGGACGAGGAGGACGAGGAGGAGGUGCUUCAUCUCAAACGGCUGCAGGAGCUCACCGUCUCCACGCACACCGAGGGUGAGGAGAAGAUCCAGGUCCUGCUGAUGGUGGAGGGUGGAAGAACCGUUUACAUCCACGGCUUCAACCGGACGGACUUUGACCUGUGGCACUCGGCCAUCACUCUGGCGGCGGGCACGGACGGCAAAGCCCUCGGCGACCAGCAGCUGACCAAAAAUGGAGUUCCCAUCGCGGUGGACAGCUGCCUCGCCUUCGUCACUCAGUAUGGUCUGUGCCAGGAGGGGAUCUACCAGAGGCCCGGGGAACCUGCUCGAGUUGCCCUCCUCCUGCAGGACUUCACCUGCAACGCCCGCGAUGUGAAGCUGAGGGAGAAGGAGCACCAGCUGGAGGACGUGACGGACACCCUGAAGAGCUUCCUGUCCCAAGGAGAGGACGCACUGCUGACCAAGGAGCUCUAUCCGUACUGGGUGUCCGCUCUAGACGAGAAGGACGAGAGGCAGCGAGUGAAGAAGUACUCGACUUUCAUAGAGAGCUUGCCGAAGAUAAACAGGUCGACCCUGGAAGCUCUGCUGCAACAUCUGUACAGGAUUCACCAGUGCUCCCACCUCAACCACAUGCCCAGCGACAAACUGGCCAGCGUCUUCUCCUCCUGCCUGUUCCAGACCCGGGGACAAACCCCGCAGGAGAGUGGCGUGGUCCGCGACCUCAUCAACAACUACAUCCCCCUCUUCAAUGUCAAUGAAGAGCAGGUGCAACAGAUGGAGAGAGAGAACAGCUUCAUCACACGCUGGAACGAUAAGAAGGACACCACGUUCUCUCCAGCUGGGGACCUGAUCUUCGAGGUGUACCUGGAGAAGAGAGCGCCGGAGAACUGCUGUUUAAUCAAGGUCUCUCCCAGCAUGAGGUCCGCGGAGCUCGUGGAAACCGCGUUGAGCAUGAGGAGCGUCCCCUGCAGCGCCGAGGACCUCUGGACCACCUUUGAGGUCAUCGAGAACGGAGAGCUAGAGCGGCCGCUGCACCACAGUGAGAAGAUCCUGGAGCAGGUGUUGGAGUGGAGCUCCUUGGACUUCCCUAGUUCUGCUUUUCUGGUCAUAAAGAGGUUUGCAGGGGCUAAAGGUGGAGCUGACGGGAAAGACGACCUAAAGCAGCUGGUGAGAGGCGACCCUCUGAAGUUCAAUGACGGCUCCACCAAACUGCUGUCGGGCCACAAGUUCCAGGACAAACACGUGGUGCUGUGUGCAGAGAAGCUGCUGCUCUACAGAGAUAUCAAAAGCACUAAAGCAGAGAAAGCAAUCCCACUCAAAUCUGUGAAAUGUUACCUGGGCCUGAGGAAGAAGCUGAAACCCCCGACCAGCUGGGGCUUCACCAUCUACUCUGACAAACACCAGUGGCAUCUGUGCUGCGAGAAGAGGGAGGCGCAGGUCGGCUGGGUGACGGACAUCAUCAGGAUGAAGUACAGUUCUGACCUCUGUUCAAAGACUGUCAACUCAAAAAACGCUGCAGAUCACAAAUCCUCCAGAGGGGGCGCUGUGGCUGAGGUCCGCAAGAUUUCACCUCACAACCUUAAUUCCAGGAAACCGGUCGACAGGAGGCCUUCUCUCGCUGGAGGCAACCAGGGCAGCACAGAGGAGGCCGGUCCUCACAAGAGCACCACAGCAAACUGUCCGAAGCCCAAUAUCCUCCUCAAGCCCCUGGACGCACUGCCCCCCCGACCCUGUGUGAACGCCGGGCAACCUCCGCGGCAUCAUUCUCCGUCCCCGGCCAGGCAACAGCCGCCCCUGCCUCUGCCUCUUCCCCCCAAAGGCGUCUGUAAGACCGUUAAAAGACCGUCUCUGGGCGGGGAGGGCAUGCUGCCGUCCAAUCUGCUGAGUGAGCUGAACUCGGUGCUGAACAAGACGGGCCGCGGUGCCAAGAGCGGCGAGAGGCCGGAGGAGAAGUGAGCAGGAGACGGAAAAAGUACUUUAAGGAUCAGUUGAGGAAACAUUACAGGCCCGAGAGCGGAAAGGGAAAAGUGUGAGAGACUGAUGAAUGCAGAUGGAGACGAGGGUGAGUUGCUUUUAUCAAGGUGGGGGGGGGGGGUCAUAGCCUGAAGAUGGCUUUGGAGCUAUCUAUAUAAAGCAGCGCUGAUGCACGAGGGGAUGUGAGAGGAGCCAGGUGCAGGUCAGGGAGACCUCAGCUGGACACGGCGCUGACCCAAGCACUACAACACAGGAUUUAUUCACCACUCUUCUAACAAGUGAGAUAAACACGUCCUGCCGUCAGAACUCAGACGUUUCCACACGCCUGCUCCCUUCUUCUACUUUUUCCGGCGCCUAUUUAAUACAAAAAACUAUUUUAUCCUCUUAUUUGACUCUUAAGGGAAAUCGUGUACCUUUAUUUUCUUAUUAGCACUUAUGCUGCAAAAGCUAUUUUAUGGAGUUGCACAUGUUAAAUAUAUAUAUAUGUGUUGUAUGUUUCAUUUUUAAUCGUAGUAUUGCGGUCCAACAUUUACACACACAAUUAAAACGUGUGGAAUAGUGCAGUGAAAAUCAAAAUAGAUGAGCUGGUUUAGAGCCCACUUUCCCAUUAACAGUAUUUCAGACUGGACAUGCUGGGCAACUUCCUGUGUAAUUAUUUAUUUGUAAUAUUUUGUUGUCGUUGUAGCCGUUAUAGGACCGUUUAGCUAUUAGCAGUAUUUUUUUUAAAUAAGACGCAUCAAAGUAAUUUUUAUGUACAGUAUGAAUAUGUUAAUAAACAUGAAAUAUGCUUAAA
This is a messenger RNA of Pleuronectes platessa (European plaice), 5955 nucleotides long. It is a transcript of the gene arap2, whose product is annotated as ArfGAP with RhoGAP domain, ankyrin repeat and PH domain 2. Gene Ontology annotation, molecular function: GTPase activator activity; protein binding. Gene Ontology annotation, biological process: signal transduction. Lineage: Eukaryota; Metazoa; Chordata; Actinopteri; Pleuronectiformes; Pleuronectidae. The record is from RefSeq and is a predicted model, not a curated record.